AUGGAUACUCUGCAGGAUAAGACGGACAUCCUCAAAGAGCUACACCGAGACCUCGCAAGGAAGUACCAACUGCAUAAGGUAGCAAUCGAGGAAACAUGGCGCUCUCUGGGAAGAAAAAAGCGGGAACAAGUUAUCAAAGCCGGAUGUGCUGAAGGCGUGGUUCUGAAGACCCCAAUGGAUCGAUCGCUCGGCGUCGUCUGCCACAUUAUACCAGAGUGGAAUCUGCGAGAUCUGGCAGAACUAGGGUCAGAUUAUUUGCUGGAUCAUUUAAAGCAUCGCGCAACCAACUCGCUCUGUGACCAGUAUGCCAGUGGCGUGCACGGUGGUCCCGGGGAUGCAGAAUUCAUUAUCAAUAGUAUGAGGGUCAAUCGGCUUCGACCUACCCACGCAUACCCGUACUCAUUCACGUAUUUUGUGAAUGAAGAAAGAUAUGGCCGAAGCUUUCGAGCAUCAGACCCUGCAUAUUAUCGAGAGAUGAUGGACAAACUAUCAGUGGGUGUUGAAGCUGGAGUAAUUGUACCCCAGUAUACCGGCGAAUUUAUUAUUGAAAGGCAGCUUAACAUGCUACAAUUGCUGAAUAUACUGGUAGGGGACAUCCUUGAGCUGCGAUCCAGCCUGAAAAAGAAACAUACCCAGCAAGAGAAGGACGAGGACACAGCACGUAUGGCUUUGAGAUCCCUUUCCAUAGACCCGAAGCCAGAAAAGCUGCCUUUGACUGAAUUGGCUUCCCGCGCUCUGGAUCACAAAACGUCCUUGGAGGAGUAUGUGGAUCUGUGCCGCACAGAGCCAACAUGUCUUGCUCCCACAGUAAAUCUCUGGUACUUUAGUCGACCUGAGCUUGUUCCCGAUGAGAAAGGUCGGGUCCUUCCUGUUAUCACAGACAAGUAUAUUAGCAUAGCGAUAUUCGAAAUGGUCCACAAUGCUGUUAUCGGUGCUGCUGUUUGGGAUUACCUUCAUCGUCUUCUUCAAACUCUUGUCGAUAACAAUAAGCAAAAUGACCGUGCCUAUCGUACCAUUAUUCUCCAGGAAAUUGCGAACAUCUCUCACUUUGAGUAUCGCCGCGUCCAGAAUUUGUUCAAGCGCUUCGUGCAAAUGGGUACUGGCUCGAAACACUUCAAACGAGUCUUUGGCGCAUACGACAAUGGCCAUUCGCGGGUCAUUAUGAAAGUCAAGCCGGACACCUUGACGAGAGUGGACCCUCAGCUUCAUUAUAUACUCAGUCUUUGUAGAGUGGAAACAGACAUCUCUCGGGCAAUUGACUGGAUUCAGAAAUUGGAUCAAUUCCAUCAGACCAGGCCGCUAGAAGAGGAUAGAAUGUGUUUAGGAGAAUUCAACAUCUUUGGGGAACUAGCCAUCAUCACCAGCUUCUUUUCUUCGUUGUCAAGGUCUCUUUCAUUGCCCCCAAUCAACUCUAAGAAAGGGCAAACGUACAUCACCAGGCUGAAAUCGUUGGGCAACGAUAUUGAAUCGCUUAAAACAAAGGUUGACUUGUUGGAAUUUGCCACCCCUAUCAAUAAUCUUUUAGAGCCAGGGAUGACGGAGGGAGCUAUAAACGUGCUGGACCAAUGUAUUGUGGAAAAUGCAGGAGCCGACUUGGCACUCCUCUAUAAAGAAUUGAAUGAGGACUGCCUCUUGGAUAUGCAGGAAAGAAAUGAGGAGCAAAAGGCAACUGCUGCACAGAAUGCAAAUACGGUGGUCGAACUCCGAAAUAAAGAAAACAUAUGUCCAGCAGUGCAGGUUGAGCAGCGAAAGGAGAAACAGAAGACCCGUCCAGCACAUUCAUCUAUUUACAGCAGCGUAGCCCCGGCUUCCCCAGCAAAUUCGAGUAUCAAACAGUUUGAGGAACAUUCAGUGUUCAAGGUGAAGUCCGCAACGUUUGAGAUAUUCACAAUAUUGCUUUUCAAGCCAGAAACUAAGAAGUCAAUCCACUGGUCUGCAUUCGUAGCAGCUAUGAGCGAUAUGAAGUUCUCCAUUCUGCCAAAAUUUGGAUCGGUCUAUACAUUCCUUCCUCCACAUGACUGCAAUGUCCAGAAAUCCUUCACGUUCCAUCGGCCUCAUGGCUCACGUAUUGAGGGAUUCGGACUUCUCUGGCUAGGACGCCGAUUGAAAAGAGUAUAUGGGUGGGAUGAGAGAUCAUUCAGCAUUGCAAAAGACAACAAAGCAUAA
Molecule: messenger RNA, 2166 nt
Organism: Aspergillus tanneri
Lineage: Eukaryota; Fungi; Ascomycota; Eurotiomycetes; Eurotiales; Aspergillaceae
Exons: 1
Coding region: 1-2166 (721 amino acids)
Source: RefSeq, a predicted model, not a curated record